AAGGCCUUUCUUUUUUUCUGUCUUGAUCUUUCUCUCUCUUUCUUCUUCUUCUUCUUUCUUUCUCUCUAUCUUUCACCAUGGCUAGAUACAGCAUAAGAUCAAACAUGGUACUAGAGCAUUUCCCUUCAUUAGUGGCGAAUCUAGUUGUUAAUGGUGCUGGCACUUCCUCCUCCAAUCCUCAAGCAGCUCAAACAAUUCACAAUCCUUCAGCGACUCCAUGGAAUAGAACUCAAAAUCUAUUAAGUGUCUCCAAAUUCGCUCUUGACAAUAAUGUCUUCUUUGAAUUUCAUGCUAAUGUUUGUUAUGUCAAGGACCAGGUUACCAGGGACACUCUUCUGACUGGGACUCUCCACAAUGGCAUGUAUACUUUUGAUCUAGGUCAGUUCAAGAUGUUUCCCCUUUCUCAAUCUUCUCUCAGAAAAGAUGUUCAAUCCUCAAGCUUAAAGUCUGUCUUUACUGUCACCAAUUAUUCAGAUGCUUUAAAGUCCAACUCAAUUUCAUGUCCUCACUGUUCUAAGUCUCCUAUUUUAGACUUUGAAUUGUGGCAUAACAGACUUGUUCACUCUCUCUUCCUAAAUCCUUUAUUCCCAACUGAACUACCUGCUCUUGUUGUUUCUUGUAUGAGCAUUCCUGGUUUGCCUAUUGGUGAGUGUUCCACUAAUACUCAAAAUGCUCCCAUCCCAUCACUGUCUUUUAUGAUUCCCCUUGACAAUCUGUCACAAACUGGUAUAUAUGCCUUAACCUGAUCAAUCCAUUCAUGCUAAUCUUCAUAAUCUUGAUCAACUUCACAUUCCCAUGUCAUCCCCACCCACAUAUUUUGCAAACCAGUCAGGUCCCAAUUCAACAAAUUCUCAGACUGUUGUUCUAUCCCUGCCAUUUAACACUAUUGCACUCUAAUAUCUCAUAUUUGCUUAUGAGGGAGAUCAUGUUCCUAAUCAAUAACUAUAUCGAUCUAUUGUUGGAACACACUAAUAUCUCAAUAUUACACGCCAUGAAAUUUCUUACAGCGUGAAUAAAGUGUGCCAGUGACCCUGAUGAUAAACAGUCUACAUAAACUUUAGUGAUGCUCAUUGGGCCAGUAUCACAUGGAUUUUUAAACCACUCCUAGAAUUCAAAGUCACUACCUUUAGUGAUGCUCAUUGGGCCAGUGACCCUGAUGAUAAACAGUCUACAUCUAACAUUUUCUUAUUUUUUGGCUCCAAUUUGAUUGCCUGAUAGUGUAAGAAACAACACAAAGUCUCACGAUCGAGUAUUGAAGCUAAAUAUCACAGUGUUGCUCAAGUAGUGUCAGAACUUACAUGGCUCCAUCCUCUGCUUUUAGAAUUGCAAAUUUGACUUGCUAGACCUCCAGUUCUAUGGUAUGACAACCUUAGUACUAUUUUAUUAACAGCUAACCUAGUGCUACAUGCUAGAACAAAGCAUAUUGAGUUGAAUCUGUACUUUGUUUGAGAAAAGAUCUAUCAGCAGUUGGUUCUUGUUCAUCAUGUCCCUGCUUCUGACCAGGUUGUCUAUGGCUUGACCAAGACUCUCUCUAGUUCUCGUUUUGAUGUGUUUUUUUAAAAAAACUUGGAGUUGAUGUAUGCACCAAUUCCAUACAUUAACUCCAAGUUUGGGGGAAGUGAGAAUGAGACUAGUCUGUUAAGACAGUUAGAGUUUGUUACAAUGUUAGUUACUGUUGGUUAGUUGUUAGUUGAGUUUUACAGCUAUCCAUUCUUUGUAACAACUUGUAUAUAUACAUUGUCUUUCUCUCGUAAUAAACAUGAGGUUUUUCUUUCUGUUUUGAUCUUUCUCUCUCUUUCUUCCUCUUCUUCUUUCUUUCUCUUUGUCUUUCACCAUGGCUAGAUACCACACAAGAUCAAACACAUAUAUACAAAUUAAUACAUGGAUUAGAUGAGUAGCAUGACCACCUCUUUCUACAUAUAAUAUAAUAUAGAAGCGUUGCUUAAAACUACUGCAAGGUGGCAUUUCAUGUGGGAUCUAAUGUAUGCACCAAUAGUAAUAUGACAUCAUCUGUAAUGCUAAUCUUUUAGCAUUGUCAUAAUAUAAGGUUACUGUCAAAUAUAAUAUAACACGUGGCUUGUAUUUUAUAGUGAAUUCAAGUAUUGUAUAUAUUUUUUUUUACGUAUAACCUAGUUAAUAAUUAAUUUAAUCAAAAAUGUAUAUUUCAGGUUAGGUGCAAAAACCCUCAACUUUGCAACUAUGAUGGGGUCAAUAUAGUAGUGAGUGAUUAUGGAGAAGGAGAUAGAACUGACUUCAUUAUGAGCCCACGAGCUUUUUCAAAGUUAGCUAUUCCAAAGUCAGAGAAGAAGUUGACGAGCUAUGGUGUUGUUGAAGUUGAAUACAAAAGGAUCUCUUGCAAGUACCAAGGCCGCAUUAUUAAUAAUAAUAUUAGUGUCAUAACCUACAAGAUAAAUGAACACAGCAAUUAUCCUUACUACUUAGCUUUAACUCUUUUAUAUGUUACUGGCCAAAACGACAUCGCAAGAGUUGAAUUGUGGCAUAAGGACACCAAAAAAUGGAAGGCCAUGCGUAGAGCAUUUGGAGCAGUUUGGGAUAUGGCAAAUCCACCAAGUGGGCCCAUUACAUUGAGGUUUCAAGCUACAACCAAUUUAGGCUAUACUUAUUGGAUUCAUUCUACCAAUGCUAUACCAAAGCUUUGGAAGGCUGGGGCUGCUUAUCACGCCAAUGUUAAGCUCAUCAUCACUAAUUAAUAAAAUUAAAAUCACAUUAGAUUAAUGCAUAUUAAAGUCAUAUAAAAAAAUGCAUAUAUAUUAAAUUGUGUUUAAUUAUUUAUUGUGUGUUGUUAGCUCCUUCCAUUUUAUCGCUUAAAAAUGAAUAUCGGUUGGCCUGGCUUUUAUUUUUGUACAAUAAAGAUACAUCAUCAAUAAAUAUUUAUUCCUUU
Cannabis sativa is the source of this 2902-nucleotide messenger RNA. RefSeq lists its product as uncharacterized. Lineage: Eukaryota; Viridiplantae; Streptophyta; Magnoliopsida; Rosales; Cannabaceae. The coding region runs from base 78 to 746 and encodes 222 amino acids. The record is from RefSeq and is a predicted model, not a curated record. The transcript is spliced from 2 exons.